Messenger RNA from Dromiciops gliroides (monito del monte), 967 nucleotides. Its product is annotated as platelet glycoprotein VI-like. The coding region runs from base 1 to 924 and encodes 307 amino acids. The transcript has 5 exons. NCBI's taxonomy places the organism in Eukaryota, Metazoa, Chordata, Mammalia, Microbiotheria, Microbiotheriidae. The record is from RefSeq and is a predicted model, not a curated record.
AUGUAUUCCCCAUCUCCCCGGGGUUCCAGCUCGGCUAGCAGCAUGGGGCCCUCCCUCUGCAUCCUGCUCUGCCUCGGGCUGCGUCUGGCCCAGAGCUGGAUGGUACGAGACAGUGACCACUCAGCACCAGCGGCUCUCGGUCCCUUCCCCUCCGCCCCCAGCCAGGCUGGGGGCUCCCUCGGAGCUCCCGGCUCUGCUUCUCUUCCCACAGUGUCCAGCAGGCCGGACCUUGUGAUUGAGCCCUCCGCGCUGGUGCAGAGAGGGUGGCAGGUGUUCCUGAGCUGCUCAGCCCCGGUCCAGGCUGAGCUGUACCGGCUGCAGAAGGAGGGGCAGCCCCUGAUCCUGGAGGAGAGGAGCACUAACGACCUCUUCCUCCGCAAUCAGGCCAACUUUCUCCUGGAGGACGUCUCGGCCGCGUCCGCCGGACUGUACACCUGCCGCUUCCUCCGCGACGGGCUCUGGUCCAAGCCCAGCCUCCCGGUGGAGCUGGUGGUGACCGGACUGUACCCCCGCCCCUACUUCUGGGCAGAGCCCCGAGAGGUGAUGCAGGAAGGCCAGAGCCUGACCCUGCUGUGCCGCUCCCACCUGGAUUUCCGCGGGUUUGCGGUGGCCAGGGAGCGGAGCGCCUACCUGCGCAGGCGCAGCAAUAGCUCCCUGAUGCGCUUCAGAAUCCCGGCGGCCACCAAGGUCUACGAGGGUACUUACCAUUGCUACGCCUACUCCACCCUGCACCCGUACCUCUGGUCCUAUCCCAGCAAAGCGCUGAGCCUGGAGGUGACAGCAAACAGCUCCGUCCUCUUAAGCCUGACCCAGCUGAGCCUGGCGGGGCUCAGUCUGUUGUUCCUUGGAAGACUAGUGGCCAAGGCCCUGUUCAAGUGGUGGAAUAGGAGGAAGCAACUGGGGCCUGUGGAGGCCCCGGCGUGAGACCCAGGUGUCCCAGCUCAGCUCUUGUGAUGUGGAAUAAAAG